UUUCUCCGCUGAUGUUCGUUGUGUUUUUCCUUCUAGACCCAGCAUGAGCGAAGUCCCCUGCAAGAAACGUGAGGACUAUCUGGAAUGGCCCGAGUAUUUCAUGGCCGUGGCCUUCCUGUCGGCACAGAGGAGCAAAGAUCCCAAUUCCCAGGUGGGAGCCUGUAUCGUCAACGCAGAAAACAAGAUCGUGGGCAUCGGGUACAACGGGAUGCCCAACGGGUGCAGCGAUGACCUGCUGCCUUGGAGGAGGACAGCGGAGCGGAAGCUGGACACCAAGUACCCUUACG
This is a messenger RNA of Myotis lucifugus (little brown bat), 287 nucleotides long. RefSeq names its product deoxycytidylate deaminase. The transcript is spliced from 2 exons. Gene Ontology annotation, molecular function: dCMP deaminase activity. The annotation marks the transcript as partial. The record is from RefSeq and is a predicted model, not a curated record. Gene Ontology annotation, cellular component: cytoplasm. Gene Ontology annotation, biological process: dTMP biosynthetic process; dUMP biosynthetic process. NCBI's taxonomy places the organism in Eukaryota, Metazoa, Chordata, Mammalia, Chiroptera, Vespertilionidae.